Molecule: messenger RNA, 828 nt
Organism: Symbiodinium natans
Lineage: Eukaryota; Dinophyceae; Suessiales; Symbiodiniaceae
Source: the annotation of a GenBank genome assembly
AUGGGCAAGUUUGUAAGGAGGUGUGCUGUACAUGCACAGGUCUCCAAGCUUCCUGUCAUCAUCUGCUCAAUGAGUUGGGAUGUGAUUGCAGAGGGCCUCAAAAGUGCGCAGGGGAAGUGCAUUGUCAACGGCAUUUCCAUGGCCAGCAGCGAGGAAGACUUUGUGCGAGUCGCCGCAGAGUGCAGACGGUUCGGGGCUGCGAUUGUUGUGCUUGCGAUGGCAAGGGCAGACGGCGAGUUCCCCAACUAUCAGGAAAAAGUCACCUCGUGCCAGCGAGCGUACCAUCUGCUGCGAUCUGAGCUGGACUUCCCAGCUGAGGACGGAGUCAAGCAGCUCGUGCAGCUUGCGCCUUAUAAUGUCGCUUUGAGCUACUGGAGUGCAGGACAUCAUCUUCGACUGUUUUGUCACACCGUUGGGCGCCGCUCUAAGACCAUGAUCAGUACAGCAAAUUGCAUCAUGGAAGCUGUGGCAGAGCUCGGGUGGGUGGCAAAGCUUGGGAAAGUCUUUGAACUUCUCAAUGUUCAAGUACUCUUUUUUGUUGAAGGCUCCCACGGCGUCCGGGCCUCACCGAAAGACUUCAUUGACGCCGUGGCAGAAGUGAGGCGGACCAGGUCCCUCCAACCAAAGCGCUCAGCUUUGCCGGACCGCUGCAUUUAUUGUGUCGCGCUGCUUGCUUGUGGGCAGAGUGGACAGAUGCAGAAUAUGCCUUCCCGAUGUGGUAUGCUCCUUCUCAUGUUGCAUGUGUGCACGUUCUCUACAUUUCUCUACUUUUUGCCCUGUGCCGCUCCUGUCUUGUGUAUGCACCUAUGUAUAUACACACGCAUGUGA